Molecule: messenger RNA, 1413 nt
Organism: Laccaria bicolor S238N-H82
Lineage: Eukaryota; Fungi; Basidiomycota; Agaricomycetes; Agaricales; Hydnangiaceae
Exons: 5
Coding region: 1-1413 (470 amino acids)
Source: RefSeq, a predicted model, not a curated record
AUGGCCAGCGCUCCAUCCUCUGAGCUCAUUCCAACCCCCAAUCCCUCAAACUUGACCUUCACAGUUGCCACGGUUGCCGUGGCCCUCACUGUCUUUCUUCCUGCCGCACAAGGGAAAACUCCAACCGGUAAACCUGCAAAGGCCAAGCUCAAGACCGACACGAAGAACAAACAAUUCAGCUACGAUUUUGAUAACACCAAAGACAAUUACAUUUCAUUUUUGAACCAGAUUCUUGCUGCUCAUGGACUUGCUACAAAAUACGGGCCAGUAACGUCGUCUUCUCGGUUUCCAAUCAAGAUUCUCACCCCACCAGCCCGCGCCAAAGCUGAUGCUGUUGAUGUGGAACGGCACAGCGAAUACAAAGAUUUGAUUGAUAAUGCGCGCGAGAAGAAGGUGAACAAGCUCACAGUCCUAGUCCACAUCAACGCUAUCAAGGAUGCGUCGAAGAAGCGUAAGGCGGGUGGGUCAGGUUCUGAGAGUGAUAGCGGUUCAGAUGGACAGGAGAUUGAUGAAGGCAGUGGUGAGGAUGAAAAGGGCUAUACUGCGAUGGACCGGGAACUAGGUCGCCUUCGUGGCCUCUUGGAGAAGAAAUAUCAAAACCCAAACGAUUCGGGCUACACCUACAUAACCAAUGACGGAGAGCGCCUACCGCUCACACCAAUCAUGCUAGCCCAAUGGUGCAGAGCGCUGUACGACAACACGGCGACCCUUUCUGACCCUCCCAACUGCCAGGCCUUCGAUAUGGCCAAUCGUGGCCGGCUUCUACCUGGACGAAGCCCAACCAGCAACAGUUCUAGCUCCUCGACUAAUUCUCCUUCCGACAGCCUUGGCCACGUCGCCUCUAUCUUCUCGACCCUCACAACCCUUCUUGGUGCAAAGAAUCUCCCAUCCCCAAUCCUCCGACCCCCUACCCCUAGCCCAGCCUCUCCAGCACAAAAUACACCUACCAAGCUAACACGCUUUCUUCACCACGCCCAAGAUAACUUAGGAAUUCCCAACGCGCUCGAAUGCGAGGGCCAGCUUUCUCAUUGUCGGUAUGGCCCCGAUAUUAUCCCCUACGUGUCCGACACUGCUAUCGCGAAGUGUGGUUUUACUGAGGGCGACGUCAUUCGUCUCAAGCGUGGUGCAGAGGCUUGGUGGGCAAGCCCAGAGGCCAAACGUAAGCGUGCGCGGAUAGCAUCGCCCUCACGCGAUAUCACACACGCCAUUCGUUUCGAGAAGCGGUUUGUUGAAGGAGGGUCUGCAUCGUACUUUGGUUCAGGCAUGGAAAUGGGUUACAAUGGCCGUAGUGAUGAGUAUGAGUGGUGGUACUAUUGUGACAAGGUGAAGGAGCUUGUCAAGGUCCCCGCAGGGCAGGUCCCAGUCUUGGCAGCUGAAUACUCAGAUGCUCGUGAGGGAGAGGACGAUUUCUGA